UGUAACUACAGCGUAGUGAAGAUAUUUCGGAACUAUGUUGCUAAAAUCAACUUGGUGUGCCUUUAUUUUACGACUUGCAUUCUUCUCAGUUGUGGUGAAGCUUAGCAGACAACACCCACAGAACGCUGCGACAUCUCAAGCUCAACUUGAAACUGAUAAACAUUUAUAUGAAUUAAAUAUUGAACUGCCAGAUAAGAGCUUUCGAAAUGAAACUGCAAGUUUGCAGAUAUCUGAUAAUUCCAAAGAUCUAUCUGUUACUGGAUUGAUAGGAAUAAAUUUUAUAAAGACGAACACAAUAGGUAAAUGGGCUUACAUUGCGGAUAAGAAUGGAUUUGUCGUUCGUUAUAUUUAUAAACAGUUAAAGGCUACUCAACAAGAUCCUAGCUAUUCUUCAACAACAUAUCGCCCAACUCCACCACAAUAUUUACCAGCACCACCACCACCAAAGUCUUUAAGUCCGAAUGCUUUAAAAAGUGCUGGUGGUUAAAGAUGUAGGGCAGUGAUAUAACAUAGUUAACAUGAAUUUAUUUAAGCAACUCUUAUCUGUAUCUUGUUCUAGGAGCUCGAGAAAGGCACAAAGAUCUUGAUAUAUUUUCGUAAAAUUAAUUUAAGUUAAAAUUUAUUAAUGCAGUAUAUAUAAAAUAAC
This is a messenger RNA of Teleopsis dalmanni, 646 nucleotides long. RefSeq lists its product as uncharacterized. NCBI's taxonomy places the organism in Eukaryota, Metazoa, Arthropoda, Insecta, Diptera, Diopsidae. The record is from RefSeq and is a predicted model, not a curated record. The transcript is spliced from 3 exons. The coding region runs from base 35 to 487 and encodes 150 amino acids.